Messenger RNA from Camelina sativa (false flax), 1662 nucleotides. Its product is annotated as transcription factor MYB98-like. Gene Ontology annotation, biological process: regulation of DNA-templated transcription. The record is from RefSeq and is a predicted model, not a curated record. Gene Ontology annotation, molecular function: DNA-binding transcription factor activity, RNA polymerase II-specific; RNA polymerase II cis-regulatory region sequence-specific DNA binding. Lineage: Eukaryota; Viridiplantae; Streptophyta; Magnoliopsida; Brassicales; Brassicaceae. Gene Ontology annotation, cellular component: nucleus.
AUGGAGAAUUUUGUCGACGAGAGUGGUUUCGUUCCUCUAAACCAAAACAUCUUCACACGUGAUCAUCAUCAAGAACACAUGAAAGAAGAAGAUUUCCCAUUCGAAGUUGUCGACCAAUCAAAACCCACAAGCUUUCUUCAAGAUUUUCACCAUCUUGACCAUGAUCAUCAGUUCGAUCAUCACCACCAUCAUCAUCACCAUGGCUCGUCAUCUUCAAACCAUUUGCUAGGUCUUCAAACCAUGUCUUCUUGUAUCAAUAACGCUCCUUUCGAGCAUUGCUCUUACCAAGAAAACAUGGUCGAGUUUUAUGAAUCUAAACCACAAUUGAUGAACCAUCAUUUCCAAGCUGCGGAAAACCCAACAUACUUCACUCGUAAUCAUCGUCCUCAUCACCAUCAAGAGAUCAAUUUGGUCGAUGAAAAUGAUCAUAUGGAUUUGGAGCAAAACAACAUGAUGAUGAUGAGGAUGAUCCCUCUUGAUUACCCUCCUACAGAGACCAUGAAACCAGCUAUGAACUUCGUGAUGCCAGAUGAAAUUUCAUGUGUUUCUGCAGAUAAUGAUUAUUAUAGAUCAUCGUCGAGUUUCAACAAGACCAAACCAUAUCUUACACGAAAGUUGUCUUCUUCUUCUUCAUCAUCAUCAUGGAAAGAAAAGAAACCGUCAACCUUAGUCAAAGGCCAAUGGACUGCUGAAGAAGACAGAAUAUUGAUUCAACUCGUGGAGAAGCAUGGAUUGCGUAAAUGGUCGCAUAUCGCUCAAGUGUUACCGGGAAGGAUUGGGAAACAAUGUAGAGAGAGGUGGCAUAACCAUUUGAGACCUGACAUCAAGAAAGAGACAUGGAGUGAAGAAGAGGACAUAGUGUUGAUAGAAUUCCACAAAGAGAUUGGAAACAAAUGGGCAGAGAUUGCGAAAAGACUCCCCGGAAGAACAGAGAACUCAAUCAAGAACCAUUGGAACGCGACAAAACGAAGACAGUUCUCUAAAAGAAAAUGUAGGUCUAAGUAUCCAAGACCUUCUCUGUUGCAGGACUACAUCAAGAGCUUGAAUUUGGGAGUUCUGUCGGCUACAUCUGUUCCUGCAAGAGGUAGACGCAGAGAGAGUAGCAAGAAGAAGGAUGUUGUUGCCGCGGUUGAGGAGAAGAAGAAGGAUCAAGAGGAGAUUUACGGACAAGACAGGGUUGUGCCUGAAUGUGUGUUUACUGAUGAUUUUGGAUUCAAUGAGAAGCUGCUUGAGGAAGGAUGUAGCAUUGACUCUUUGCUUGAUGACAUUCCUCAGCCUGAGAUUGAUGCUGUUGUUCACGGAAUCUGAUUUGUAUUUCCUUCGUUUUGUUGUUUUUGGUUUUCUUUUUAUGUUAUACGAGACAGAUUCCACCACACACUAAUAAUUUGAAAAAUAUAAAACACUUUGUUUUAAGACAUGUUGUAAGUUGAAAAUAAUAAGAAACCUAACUUGCUGCUAAAUAAGAACAGUACUUACUUGCGUCUCAAGCAAUUAUAUGAGAUAACUUCUCUCACAAGGGAGGAAAAAUUUAUAAAACAACCAAAAACAGACCAUCCAUCGUUCAACAUACAAACAUAUUCUCUUAGCAAUCGAUCAAAAGACAGUUCAGAGAAAGGGAGGUCGUAUCGGUUUUGGAGACGAAAGGAUUGAUACGAACCCAAA